AAGCGACGUAUUUGCUGAUGUAAACACCAUUGUCAUGAAGUGAAUGGGGGAGAUUUUCCUCGGAGAGUAUUUUCCUCGCCCGUUUGUCCUCCGGUGGUUCAAGAGGCGAAAAUGAACGAGGCGGAGAAAGACCCUAUAGCCCUGCACGUCAUUGUGGUGGGAUUCCAUCACAAAAAGGGAAUGCAGGUGGAGUAUGCAUACCCGCCACUAACACAAGGUGAUGAUGGAUGCGAAUUGCCCGAGCUCUGGCGCCACCUGCCCUCUCUCUGCCUGCCAGAUGGGGCACACAACCAUGAAGCUGAUACUAUCUUCUUCCACUUGCCCCACCUGACCAAGCCUGAUCAGACGGUGUUUGGGGUUUCUUGCUACCGACAGAUCGAUGCGGAGAAAGUAACAAACAAGACGGCAGAUAUCACCCGCAACACUGUGCAGAAGUCUGUGUGUGUUUUGAGCACACUGCCCAUAUAUGGAUACAUUCAGGAACGACUGCAAGGCACAACAAAGGUGUACUUCAAGGGAGCCGACUUCUCAGAUGUUCAGGACCUUCAGGGUCUCUAUCACGACCUCAACACAACCAACUGGAGGGACAAAUUGGAUCACGGGGUGUUCGUGUCAGAUGCGGUAAGAAUCUUUGGCCGCAACAUCCUGGUCCUGUUUAAGCUGAUCCUGCUGGAGCGUCGCGUGCUCUUCUACCACAGCCCUGUCGGCCCCCUAGUGCGCACUAUCACCUCCCUGCUGGCCCUCUUCCCUGAGAACUUCCCGAACGGCUUGGCUCAUGCAGCUUCCCUCAAGUCGCGAGGGCUGCUUGGCCUUGCCACCCUGCAACCCAGUCCCAAUGAAGCUGAUUAUAUGGAAGUGUGUUAUGCGGAGGACGCCCUGGCUGCUCGGGUCUCCAGCAACGAGGCGGAACCAGGAGAGCCCGAAUUCGGUGGGGACGCCCUGGACAAUGCGUCGGCACACAGCGGAGAGGUGUGCAUGCAAGUUGCAGAGAUGGCAGCGGAGGCCGAGUCCCUUGGGGAGAAGAAGGGCAGCAACAGAAACUUGGAGAAGAUGGAGGUGUCUGAUUUGGAAGACGGAACUGAACCCACCAAGAUCAUUAACGUCACCAACGAAGAAAGUCUGAACCUCAUGGGGUCCCCGCCAGAUGCUGUUGCAUCACCCUCAGACGACCUGAGUGAGAGACGGAGCAGCAACUCGAGUCUCACGUCAGUUACCUCCCGUGGCUCCAUCAUGUCACCCCCAGAGUUCAAUGGGGGAGCAGGAGGUACCUCGGCAGCAAACCUUACCAGCAAGAUGGUAUCGCUAAAGGGCCGACUGAGCGGGGUCUUCAACUACUGGACUGGGAGGGAGAAGUCGCCCACACAGGAAAAGCCUUCCUCAACAGCAACCCCAAACCCCUCACCAAGUGAGCCAGGUGACGACGUACCUGUCUCGCCAACGUCUGGGGUGUCGCUGGGUCAGGAGCAGUUCCCCUCGGAGCCAGAAGUCCCCCCUAUGCCCCAACAAACGCCUCCAGAGAAAUUCGCCUCUCUCAUAUCCUCCGACUGCGGCUUGCCGUUGGAGAUAUUCACAAAGGGCAACUUGCUUCACCCUUACCUUUCCCUUCAAUAUCUAGAUGUGCUGACUGCCCCAACCUCCAGAGCUUUUCUAGUGGGAGCUUCAAAUGCUCUCUUUGUGCACAAGAAGCAUUUGUAUGAUGUGCUAGUACAGCUUGAUGAGGGCAAGAUAGAAAUUCCAGAUCCAGAGCUGAAACGCCAGUUAAGCCUUUCCACAGAAGAUUUGCGCUUUGCUGAAAAUAUUGUUCGCCAGGUUGAAGCUGUGAGUGCUACCCUGAACACGAAGUCUCCCAACGACAUCUCUCCAAUCAGCAACCAUCCCGAUGUGUUCUUGGAGGGAGUUGGCUGGGUAGGGGGAGAAGAGUGGCUACGCUACCAGUUCAAGGUUUAUCUCCUGUCACUCCUGAGGUCAUCUGUGUGCAGUGAGGGUUCUCGUGAGCAUGAGGUCUUCAACAGCAGCUUUGUUACCUCUUGGAAAAGGAGUCAUAACUACAGGGUGUGGAUUGCAUCUGGCACAUACCCAACACUGAUGGAGUUGAUGCCCGGGCACCCUCAUGCCGGAAACCUCUCUAUGACUGACAUGAGAAUUAGACUGUCACACACAAUCCAGGGCCUGGACAAAGCAAGACGGAUAAACCAGACUCUUGCUACAACAGGCACAGCAGUUGUAAAAACCCGGGAGGCUGUUGGAGGAGCUCUGACAUCAGCUAAAGGUGCCAUCACAAACCUGUGGUCAUCAUUCACAGCCAACAACAACAAUGCUGGCUCUGGUGACGAGUCGUUCACAGAUGCUGCCAUUGAAGCUAUAGAGUCCCAGGCCAAUGCAGAGAAGCCCAAGGAGGGGGACACAGCAGAAACCGCACUAGAAGCAGUAGAGGGCAGCACUUCAAUUGUGAAUGCUGAUGAAGAAAUAAGAAACAAACACAGCAUGACUGGGACACUGUCAACUGUGACCAAUUAAUUGUUAUUUGCACAAGAUUAUCAUUAUUUUGUUCACAUUUCAAGGGCUUCGUGUUUGUCAGUCAAUUUAGAUUCAGUUAGAGACCAUGUGAAGAGAAUUUUAUAUAUAUUCAGCAUAUUGAAGUAUUAUUAUUAUAAUAGAUUAUUUAUUGAUAUGGUAUUAUAUUUGUAUUUUCUGGUAAGAGAAUCUGUGUCAUUAUGUGGAAAGUCAAUGUGAAGCACA
Messenger RNA from Penaeus chinensis, 2739 nucleotides. RefSeq names its product late secretory pathway protein AVL9 homolog. The transcript has 17 exons. The coding region runs from base 112 to 2517 and encodes 801 amino acids. Lineage: Eukaryota; Metazoa; Arthropoda; Malacostraca; Decapoda; Penaeidae. The record is from RefSeq and is a predicted model, not a curated record. Gene Ontology annotation, cellular component: cytoplasm.